Messenger RNA from Phasianus colchicus (ring-necked pheasant), 6374 nucleotides. The record is from RefSeq and is a predicted model, not a curated record. NCBI's taxonomy places the organism in Eukaryota, Metazoa, Chordata, Aves, Galliformes, Phasianidae.
AUGGCGGUGAUGUUAUCGCCGUCGCUUGCCCGCUCCCCUUCUGCACCCCGGCAGCCUGCGGGAAGGGUUCGCUUUGUCUGCGGGAGACGCCGAUCAGAAAUCGAGAUCGAACGUGAAGAUAUCGCCGGGAGCGCGGCGGGGUGCCGGGCCGUGCUGAAAAACCACGACGUCACAGGGCGCAACCUUUAUGCGCAUGCUCAGCGUCCCCGGAAGUUGUGUUGUGAGGGCGCGGCGCAAGAUGGCGGCCGCGCGGUGGCUGCGGGGCUGGCGGCUGAGGCGGCCGUGCUGCGCAAGCCGAGCCCGGUGAAGGAACUGUGGGACGGCACGUGCUAUAAAGAUGGAGUGUUUGGGAAAUAGCAGGGUGCCAGGACGAAAACUGAUUUCAUAAACUUUAUCAAAGACCAGGAAUGGAAAUCCACUGAAGCAGUUUCAUCAUGGUUUCAUCCUUCCUUCUACCUGUUUAAGUCAAGGGAUUUUGUCAAGGAAUUGAUUCUGAUUAACUUGGGCAUUUUCACGUACACUUUCCUGCUUUGUUUCAGGAUGAGCAGUAUAUCAGCUUUGUGUCAGAUGUCAGCAUGGAUCAGGUGCUGCCAUGGUUAUUUAACAGGAAGCAUUGGAAUGCAGAUCUGGGGCUCGUACUCUGUGUUCCUGUUGGCAACUCUCUUCUCAGGACUGAUACUGCAACUUACAAUGGUGUUCUUAGCAGACUGCCUCUGUGCUUCUAAAAAACACAGGCCAGCACAGUACCCUUAUUCAAGUAAGCACAUUGUAUGCUUUUAGUUCAGUGAAGCUGUUGGGUAAAUCUUAAUAAAAAUGGGUAUAUAACUUGUGUCUGCAGAAUAGGAGGUUUAGGGAAGAAUUUUCAUGUGUGAUUUGUGCUUUCUUUAACUGCAGCUACUUGCCUUUUAUGGUUUAUAUCGAGAUUGUGUAUGUAGCUAAUAGUAAACUAUUUCUUCAAAAUAAUUCUUUAGGUGAUAGAAAAGUACCAUGUUUCAUUCCUGCAAGCUGUGAAAUGCACGGGAGAUAGAAUAAAGUUGAAUCACUGCCUUCUCUUCUGGAGUUCUCAGUUUUGAAGAGUUGGGGGAUUUGUCUCUUGUUGAGGAGCAAAGUGUCACAGAACUGUAGGGGUUGGAAGGGACCUCUAGGGAUCAUUGAGGCCAACUCCCUGCAGAGCGACUUCCUACAGCAGGCUGCACAGCUUGGCUGCUAGCCUGUUCCUCUAACCUGGAAGACAGCACACCUCUCUGGAGAUAUUAUCUGUGUGGCACCUGGGAGCCUCAGUGCCCCCCAUCAAAGAGUCCCCAAUAACUAAGACUCUCUGCCCUUUUUUGGUGGCACUGGUACUGAUGCAGUGCCCCGAUUGGCCCUGAUCCCUAUGCUUGUUACUCCGUGUUAUCAAUAUGCUUCUCAGGGCUGGGUUCUGACUGCUUUCCAAACUGCUGUCCAGCCCAGGAUCCAUUACUCAGGGGCACUUCAGGGGUUCUCUAUAGCAGAGAAGCAAAACUGCAGCUGUUUCCAUGGAAAGAAAAAUGCUGUAACACUAUAGUGAGUGAGCCAUUUGUGAGGCAUUGCUGUGAAAAGACAAGUUUAAAUAAUUCCUUGGACUGAAGUUGCACUGAGAUACUUGUGGUCUCUAGUUGGGACUGGUUUGGAUAUCUCAUGGCCGUUUGAGUCAUUUGGGUUAGAUGAUUUUUAUGGUUUGGGAAAGAGCUUUCAUGCAUACCAGGCUUUGAGUGAUGGCUGGCGGGUGGGGGGGAAUGUAUUCUUGUGUUGCAAAAAGAAUGUGGGCCAGUUGACAAACGAUGUUUAAAAUUCAGUUCUUUGUAACUUCUUUGCAUUUGCCAAAAAUCCUGCUGCAUAUGGAUGCAAAUCAUCACUGCUACAGACUGCUUCCUCCUCUUGUCCACCUACACACAGUAUAUCAAACCCUACCAGCCGUGGUGGCCAACACCGGUGUGUUUGUCUUGGAGUAGGAUGCUCAAAUGAGGAUUGGCCGAGUUCUGCAAUGAAAGAUCCUUGGCAGGGGGAACAAAUCAACACAAGGUAUGCUCAGCAGCCCGAGCCAGCGUUCAACUGCUGGCUUUUCUCAGCAGAGUGUCUGUUUUGCCUCUGCUUCCUUGGUCUUUCCUCCAUCUCUUCCCUUACAGUGUAUAAGAACAGGGCAGUGUUGUGGCUGCUCUUGGUGCGUGUGCAGUUAGCUGGAAAAAGGCAGUGAUGCUCACUGCAUUUUCUCCUCAACAGGAACAAGGAAUUUGUAUGGCCUGGGGAGUGAGUGAAUGCUCAUACAAGCCCAACUUCCCUCCUUUUCCAUUCUAUUUAUUAUGUAUGACAGAAAGUAAUAGCCAGUCCAAAGGGAAAACAGCUAAAAGUUGAGCUGAAAUGGAUAAUUAAAAUAGUUGGGAUUAGCUUUAAGAGAAACAAUGAAGUAGCUGUCUGGCAGUUUGUAUUUGCCAGCUUGUCAGUUAGCCAUAGGCCUGGUUUUGAAAUGGGCAGAGUUCCAUUUGUGGCAAAAAUCAACAGGAAAGGGGAAAACUCAAUAUGUUGUAGCACUGUUUCUGUGUUUAGAAAUAAGAGAAUACAACUUUGAUAGUAAUUCAAAGACUCUUUUACUUAGAGGUGAGAGAAUGUGCCUGGUGACACUGUCUUGCCUCCUUUUCUGCAUCAGCUGAAGGUCUGGGUCUGUCUCACAGCACAGUGAGGCUGUCUGCCUUGUGGAUGCCAUUGCACAAGGUUUGUUCUGCACUGGUGAGGCUCAGAUCUGCCACGAGCACAGUCACAUCAAUCUGUGCCAUCUGACUCCUCGGGCUGUCCAACACUGCUGACAAAUCACAGCAUGUAUCUGUCUUGGAAUCUGCCAAACAAAGAGAAAAACUCGAGGAGGCCAAGUGCUGUGUUUGUAUGGCCUGAAUUCCAUUGAUGUGCUUUGUCAAGUCACGGGGGAGAAGAGCCCAGAGCCCCUAGAAGUGCUGGCACAGAGCAAUGGGCAGGAUGUGAGCUGGAUGUGGUCUUCGGGGUUGACAGCUGCACUGCUGGAGAAGCUGGAGUGCAGGAAUGAGUGAGCACAGUGGGGAUGUUCUUGGCCUUGUCUUUUGGCUCUCAGGCAGGUGUGAUGCUGCUGCUUCAUGGCAAUGAGGAAGGGCUGAGUGAAUCCUUCCCUUAUCACUGAGCUUGGCUGGUGUGUUCAUGUGGGCUGUUCAGCCUCUGAGGCUUCCAGGAAAAUGUCACACGUUUCCCUUGUUGAAUUUUCCUUACUGUUUACUGGGCUCCAAACCUGAUUUCUUAGGUGACUGGAAAAGUGUCUUGGCUUUGAGGAUAAGUAACCAUGUCCUCCUCUCCUCAUCUCCUGGGCAGGAGCUCAGCUUUUGUUGGAGGUUUCUCUAUUUUCUUUGGCAAAAAUGAAAAGAAAGAGCCCUGCUGGGGUCUGCUGGCCCCUGGGGGGGAGCUGUUUGGCUCGGUGCUUUACUGGAGCUCUGAGCGAUGACUAAAUCCACCCAAAUCCCAGUCUUGAUGCUGCAGAGACCUUGCUGGGCUGGAGGAGCACGGGGCCAGGUCAGAGGCAUAAUAAAACAUCUUUUUUUUUUUCUUUAGGAACUGCUGACUAAAUAACCCUUGGCUAGAUUUAUGUAGAGCGCAUGAUAUCCUGAUGUCCUGUGGUCACUUCUGAAAACACCUCAUUUGUUUUCUGCUCACCCAGGAAAUCAUGAAGCUUGGCUGCUGCUAUGACAGUGAUUUCAGCUCCAAAAUUGUGAAAUCUGGGGCAGGAUCUUGAGAGAUGUAUCUGGCCAUGUGCACACUUGUGGAGCUCAUGGGCAUUGCUCUUUGGGUUUGUCUCUUGCAGUUGUGCAGUUGGCCAUGAGCCGAUGUUCCUCACCAAAGCUCAAACAUCCCAGACAGAGAUCUGCUCCAUUUGGAGCACGGAUCUGUUUGUAAAGGACUUUGGAACAUGUCUCACCAUGGUUUAUUCCAGCUUUACCCUGGAAAGUAGUGGAAGAAGUUGUUGGGUUGUAAGAAGGGAAUCAAGCAAGGAGAAUCAUGGGGCCAUUCAGUUUGGAGAAGACCUCCAACAUCUCUUUCCCAUCCCACUGUGCCCACUGCCCACAUCCCUCAGUGCCACAUCCCCACAGCUCUGGAACACCUGCAGGGACCCUACCACUCCCUGUGCAUCUGUGCCAGCACCUCAUCACUCUUUUGGAGAAGAAAUUGUUCCUAAUAUCCGGCCUUGGAGAUGCACUUAAAGCUUGCUUGGACCAGUGUUAUUACUGAAGGAAAUCUACAGCAAGACCAGAAAUAAUUUCAUAGCUUAACAGAGCAUGGCAAAAGAAUGAAACAAACCAGUUUAAGUAAUUUUAGUUGGGAGUUGAUAGAUGUGCAUACGGUGGGUACAGGGCCAAGCUGUGCCAAUUUAUGGUAUGGUACCUCAUCCCUGGAGGUGCCCAAGGCCAGGAUGGAAGGUGCCAUGGGCACCCUGAGCUGGCAGUACCUAAUGCAGGGGUUGGUAACCCUAGUUUGGAACUAGACGAUCUUAGAGAUGAUCUUCCACCCCAACCAUUCUUUGAUCUCAGCGCUGCUUCGCACACUGCGCAUUGCCCUUGGCCAGGGCCUGGCUGGGGAAACAGCAGUCAGCUGGUGGCAGCAGAGCCGUGCAGUGUGCAAGCUGCUCGCAGAGCUGGUUUUGUCAGGGUUUGCUCCCUGCAAAGCCUGGGGCUUUGUCACCGCCUGGAAAGGCUGGGGGAGAAUGGAGCUGCAGUGCUGCCCUCGGGCUGGGGGCUGCUGCAUCUGGCUGCUUCAUCCGUCCCUUCUCUCUCCUCGCUGCCUCUCCCAGUUCCGACACGUAUUCCUGCCCAUCGGGCCCAGCCCACGUCUGUUGUUUCUGGCUGGAUCUGCAGAAGCUGUUUAUUUACAAAUCUCUCCAGAAUUGGCCUCUUUUGGUUCAAACUGACGCGGGCGUUGCUUGAAGGAAAGCUGAUUUUUGACAGUCAGCGUGAGGAUGGGAACAGAUGGAGGCUUUGAUGCAUUAGGUAUCUCCGAGUGUUGUCCUCCUGCAAAUCAGCUUGGUUUUCUCCAUUAGCAUAAGAAGCAGGAAAAAGGAUUUCAUUUCUCCAAACGUUUCCCCUUACCCCACCUCUCCAGCUCAGAGAUGCGUAUUGCUGCGUACCAGCAAAGCGGCUCAGCUCCUUCUGCAGAGAAGCAGCAGCAGUUCCCAAUCCAUCGCUGGCACUUCUCCCUCCCUGGGGUGCGUGCUGUGCUCUCCACCAUGGGAUGCUAAAACGAGAGCCUUCCUGGGGCCGUGAGUCAUCUGCAGUGUGAAUUACUCGUUCUGCUUCGCCGAGAGCAGGAGAGAUCUGAGCGGGGCCACGCUUACUCACGGCUGCUCUUCCAUCACAGCCAACUCAGGGCAAUGCAGGCAGCGCAGAUGCGGAGAGCGCGGCUGCACUGUGAAUUAUUGAUAAGGGAAUAACAGCACUGGGAGAUAAUCUCUGGUGGAGCACGGAGAGUAAAUCUCUGCACAGGGAGUGAGUGUCCCCGUUAGGAGAGUUUCUCCUAGGCAGGGGAUAGCAGCAGCAAAAGGUUUUGCUUGAGUGCAGUGCGCAGAAACAGGCUCCAUGCAGCAUUUCAGGGAAGGAGUUUGGCUGGGAGAGGGACAGUUGUACCCCCAGGCCCUGCUCUUCCUUUGGGAAUGUCAAAAUAUGCAGCUGAGAGCUGCAGGUCCUCCAGGAGGAGGUCAUUGAGUCACUGCAAAUGAAGUUGGCACCCCAUUGGCACCAGCCUGCUUUUCUCCACGUGGACAGAUGGGGGUGCCUGCUCUUGCCCAACCCAAAAUGGGUGAGCAGGGAUGCCCAUAUCCAUAGACUCAUGGAAUCACAGAAUGGUUUGAGUUGAAAGGAGGCUCUAAAGGCUGUCUGGUCCCACUCCCAUGGCUCUAUCAGGUGCUCAGCCUGACCUUGGCUGUUUGUGGGGACAGAAGCAUCCUAACCCCAUGGAUGCCAUGCCAGUCUGGCCCUAUGGCUCCCAUCACACCUGCUGCUCCAGCUGCUGAGUGCCAGGGGCCAUGUCUCAGUUACUCUGCAUGGCACAGGGCAGGAAGCAUGCUGGCAGUGUAGGGCUGGGUGAAUGCCCCCAGUGAAAGCACCAUCUGUGACAUGCACACAUCACCUGCACCGACUUGAUGCUGUCUGCUGCCCCAGCCUUGCUUUGCUGGCUGGCCAUCUGCUUUCUUCAUAAUGGGUUUGCACCAUCUGUAGCAUUGACAGCCCCGUAAAUUUCACAGAGCAAUGGAUGUCAGUGCUGGAACUUAAUUUCCCACCAUAUCAUAGAAUCACAGAAUGGCUUGGGUUGGAAGGGACCUCAAGGAUCACAAAGCUCCAACCCCCCAC